Bicyclus anynana (squinting bush brown) is the source of this 1362-nucleotide messenger RNA. RefSeq names its product exosome complex component RRP45 (gene Rrp45). Lineage: Eukaryota; Metazoa; Arthropoda; Insecta; Lepidoptera; Nymphalidae. Gene Ontology annotation, biological process: nuclear polyadenylation-dependent rRNA catabolic process; nuclear mRNA surveillance; U4 snRNA 3'-end processing. The transcript is spliced from 7 exons. Gene Ontology annotation, cellular component: cytoplasmic exosome (RNase complex); nuclear exosome (RNase complex). Bases 96 to 1226 code for a protein of 376 amino acids. The record is from RefSeq and is a predicted model, not a curated record.
UUUGAAUUUUGAAUUUUUGAUACAAGUAACAAAGGCUUUAACCUCAAAAUUGAAAAUAAAAUAAAAUAAUUAUUUAUUAAUCUAAUUACUUUAAAAUGAGGGAAGUAUUUUUAUCAAAUUGCGAAAAAAAUUUUGUGCAAAAAACAAUAGCGGAAGGCUACAGAUUAGAUGGCAGAAAUUAUAAUGAGUGUCGAAAGCUAAAUAUUGCUUUUGGAUCUGAAUACGGGAGCUGUAUUGUUUCAAUCGGGGAGACAAAGGUAUUAUCACAAGUGUCAUGUGAGGUUGUCCAGCCUAAGCAAAUAAGGCCCAAUGAGGGGUUACUGAACAUCAAUGUUGAGAUUAGCCCCAUGGCUGCACCACAGUUUGAGGCCAACCGUCAAACUGACCUCACAGUAUACCUCAAUAGAUUGCUGGAGAAAUGCUAUAAGGAUUCAAAGUGUAUUGAUCUUGAGUCACUUUGUAUUGUUGUUGAGGAAAAGGUGUGGUCACUAAGAGUUGACUUGAAAAUUUUGAACCACGAUGGCAAUCUAAUAGAAUGUUCAAGUAUAGCCACCUUAGCAUCCAUUGCACAUUUCAAAAGACCUGACGUCACCCGCAGUGGUGAGAGCAUCGUCAUCCACACAUUAGCUGAUAUGGACCCCAUACCCACAGUUCUAUAUCACUAUCCAGUGUGUGUGAAUUUUGCUAUAUUCAAAAACAAUAUACUGAUAUCAGACCCAAGUUACAUAGAGGAAACUGUGUGUACAAGCACAUCGGAAGACGGAACCAACACUGGGGGGUUGCUUGUGGUGGGGAUGAACCAGUACAAGGAGAUGUGUCUACUAGACCUCACCGGAGCUGCUAUAUACAACUCCAACAUUGUACACAGAGCCAUACAGAGUGCUGCUGAAAGAUGUAAAAUGGUGGUUGAUUUGGUCAAAAAGGAUAUCAUGACAGAUGAUAAUUUGAGACAAAAAAGGACCAAAAUAAACUUCGCUGACAUCAUAACUACAGACCACGCACAAUCGCUGUGUGCAAAGGAUCUUUGCAUACGUCUCAAGAACUUUACCAUUAAUGACAUAGAGAUGGAAGAGGAAACAGAUGUAUCAAAGAGUAUAGAUACUGAUGACAAUACCGCGCUGAGUAAAUAUGAUGUAGUACCUUCCUUGCCUCAGACAGUGGAAUUAAAAGCAAAGAAGGGCGCAUCAACAUGGAUAGAUAUAUCGUCAGAAUCUGAUGAAGACUAGCAUACUUAUAGAAAAUCAUUUUUACAGACCAGACUCUGAUGUCUGAAUGUUAAGACUAACAAACAUUUGUGGGAUAACAAUAUUCAUCUGCAUUAUUUGCUGCUAAAGAAUGUAAUAAAUAUUGGAAUUUUUUAGA